Molecule: messenger RNA, 5194 nt
Organism: Scylla paramamosain (green mud crab)
Lineage: Eukaryota; Metazoa; Arthropoda; Malacostraca; Decapoda; Portunidae
Product: neural-cadherin-like
Exons: 22
Coding region: 1-5052 (1683 amino acids)
Biological process (GO): cell-cell junction assembly; homophilic cell-cell adhesion; cell-cell adhesion mediated by cadherin
Cellular component (GO): adherens junction; catenin complex; plasma membrane
Molecular function (GO): cadherin binding; calcium ion binding
Source: RefSeq, a predicted model, not a curated record
AUGCACGCCCAUUCAGCCACAAAGUCCUCCAAAUCCUUCCCACUCACCUCCCGCAAUCCAUCUUCCACCUCCACCCACCCCCUCUACUAUAAAGAGUGGUACUGCGAGAGUUUUCAGUUCACCACACCAAGGAAAACAACGCCGCAGACCCCGGCACUUGGCUACUGCACGGCAAGGCGAGGCAGUGAGCAGCAGCAAGGCCUCAGGCACACCUCCAUAGGCUUACCUGUGACUAACAUAGAGAUCCCUGGAAAUGCGCGUCUCGUGGCUCCAGGAGAGCUGCUCACCCUCACCCCACCCCCUGCCCCCCUGCCCCACCACCUCUCCCAGGGCCCUCACCCCUCCACGCGCCUUCUCCCAGCUGGCCGCGCCUCGCCCCUGGAGUUCUCGUCGCCUCGCUAUUGCGCCACGCUGGCCGAGGACCGCCCACCAGGAGCCGCCGUCGCCACCGUCACCGCCACACACAAGCACGGAGCGGAGGUGAGGUACAGCAUCACUGGCGGGAACAGGGACGGUCUCUUCACCAUCGACCAGCGCUCCGGCACCAUCACGCUGGCCGCCGCCCUGGACUUCGAACUUAGCGACAGGCAUGACCUGGUGGUGACUGCAGAGGGCGGCGGAGAGGCGGCGCAUGCUUUGGUCCACGUUAGAGUUGGCGAUGUGAAUGACAACCCUCCUGUAUUUCUUCGUCCCGACCCUCGCCUCACCGUUAUAGAAGAGGACGAUAGGGACCUCCCCGCUACCAUCGCUAAGGUGGAGGCGGUGGACGCGGAUUUGCUGGACGAAGGGAGGCUGGUGUUCCGGGUGACUGGCGACGGCGUGGAGCAGGAGGAGGGCAGCGGGGAGGCCUUCUUCACCGUCCACGCCCGCACCGGAGACCUGAUCCAGCUGAGGGCACUGGACAGGGACCCGCCGCAGGGGAGAGGCGUGUGGCGGCUGAGGGUGGAGGUGCGGGACGGCCAGUGGUGGGGAGAUGACCAGAACUCCCCUACCUUCCCACGCCACUACUCCCCAUCCCACCCACACCGGCAGGCGUCCUGGGGCCGCCAAGAGCCGCAGCUGCUCCCUGACGCUGCUGAGGAGGCGUUGAGAGGUUGGGAAGGUGGUGGGGUCUUCCCUGAGCCUGCCACUGGCGACAGAAAUAGAGGCGCUAGAGAAGAGCGCCAUGCAUCACCGCCGAGAGCAGACUCUGGGACACCAGUGCUCGGCUUGGUGACGCAAUACAAACCAAGUAUGGCACCAAGUAUGAAUGGUGCUGACAGACCAAGACCCGAGAAGCGCCAUCCAACCGCUGAGACCAAAUACAAAGCUCCAAGUGUGUCUGAAAAUCAGAAAGACAGUGACGACAAGGGCGGCGCAUCAGGGCAGGACAACAGUUAUGGAAUGGCCCCACACGAGCGGCAGAUGAGAUUCAAAGACGCCUUCGAUGCCUUCACACCAGCGCCUCAUUUGCAGGACAUACAAGGCCACCAACAGCAGCAGCGACCCACACCUGCUAACGGCUACGGCAGAACAACAGAAGCCUUUAAAUCACAACAUUCUGAGAAGCCAAUCACACACAAGAGCCCAAAACUGCCUCCCCCUCCUCCCUGGGACCGCCGUCAUCCUCCUGGCACCCGCAGCGCUCAUCAUGCCACGAAGGCUGAGGGCGAGGUAGCAGAAGAGUCGCAUCACAUAGCGCAGAUAAGGAGAGGGCAAAAUAAAAAGCGAAACCCCACACAGCCUCGGCCCAGACAGGGAACAGAGCCCGCGAUUGUCCCGCCUCGCCAGGACGUCCUUGAUGCAUUCACUAAAGGAGAAAAGGAAGCGGACUCGUCUCUCCAUUUCUCGGACAAUGUUUCCGAGUCUCCUGGCGCCUCUUACACUGCCGGAUCUUCUUCAAGAGACACGAGGGGCGUCAGACUAUCCCGCGACGCCAAUGAAAUGACAUUCACUUCCUUGGGGGACAUUCUGACGGAGGAUUACGAGUGCGAGGACGUCACAGUGAUUGCUUAUGAGUAUGAUGGCGUUCAAGGAGAUGGAGGCAGGGAGCGGCGCGUGCACGUGGUGGAGACCGAGGUGACGGUGGUGGUGAAGGACAUCAACGACAACGCCCCGGUUUUCCCCAACGCCACCAUGAUCGGCCACGUGCAGGAGAACGGCGCCGCGGGGGCGGCAGUGGUGGUGGUGUCAGCCUGGGACGCAGACGACGCCACGGACGGCAGCAACGCGCGGCUCACCUACGCCAUCGAGAAGAACGUAGUGGACGAGGCUUCCGGCGCCGCCAUCUUCAGCAUGGAGUCUGACACGGGCCUUGUGAGGACAGCGCGCUGCUGCCUGGACCGGGAGACCACGCCCGAGUACCGCCUGCAGGUGGUGGCCGCCGAUGGGGGAGGCCUCAAGGGCACGGGGACGGUGGUGGUGCGCGUGAUGGACGAGAACGACAACCCUCCCCGCCUCGCCCGCCGCCACUGGGAGCUGAAAGUGGACGAGACGCCGCCUGAGGGACCGCCCCCCACCACCACCCUGCUGGAGUUGACUGCGGCUGAUAGAGACGCACGCAAUGCCUUCCUGUACAGGGUGGUGCCAAGGAGUGGCCGCGGGUGGGAGAACUUCGGGAUGCGGUCUGUGGGCUCAGCAGGGCAACUCUUCGCCCGCAAGAACCUGGAUUAUGAGUUAGAGAGUCACCGGAGAGGCUUCAGGUUCCAGGUGCAGGUGACGGACCAGGGUCCUGAAGGGUGGGAGGACCUCGCCCACGUGGACUCCGCCUGGGUGACAGUGCACCUGAGGGACGUGAACGACAACCCGCCGGUGUUCUCCCGCCCACACGCCCACGUCACGGUACGAGAGGAUGCCGUCCCCGGCACGCCACUAGCCGCCCUGCCCGCCCGGGACCCUGACGCGGGCGGCCAGCAGGGCGUGGACUACCGGCUGGAGGGAGGCUGGGGCUCCCUCAUGGUGGACACGGAUGGCAGUGUCAGUCUGUGGCGACAACUGGACCGCGAGGCUCCGGACGGCGCCACGGGCAAGGCGCUGGUGGUGGCCGUGGACCGCGGCGUGCCUCCACUCUCCGCCACCGCCACACUUACCAUCACUGUUGCAGACGUCAACGACUGUCCGCCGCGUCUCUUGCCGCCCACCAUCCUGCACGUGAUGGAGGGCGGCCCGCCCACCCGCCUUGGCAUCCUCAAAGUGACGGACCCUGAUGUGUGGGCGCUCGGCCACGGCCCGCCAUUCACCCUCUCCCUGGCGCCCACAAAUCCCCCCCAUGUCCUCUCCCUUAUCAAGCUGAAGUUUGACCCCCGUCUGGAUAGCGGGCGGGGCGGGGCGGAGCUGUGGACGGCUGGUGCGUUGGAUCGAGAGCAGCACCGGGAGUUGAGUGUGGCAGUGCGGGUGUCUGACGCGCAGGGCCUGGCCGCCACCCACCGCCUCACCGUGCUGGUGGACGACCUCAACGACAACCCCAUGAAGCCCGCCGCCAAAUCUGUCUACCUGUGGAAGACUCAGGGCGGCGGGUCGGAUGCUCCUCUGGGCAGAGUUUUCGUGGAGGAUCCGGACGACUGGGACCUCGGGGACAAGGAGUUCGAGUGGGUGGGUCCUCCCCACCCGCUCUUCACCCUCCACCCGCGAGAUGGCACCAUCUUCGCCUCCAGCCAGAUUCGGGAAGGCAGGUACGAUCUGCAGUUCUCCGUCAGUGACCGGGCGUGGCGUCAACGUGGCGUGGCUGCCAACGUGACGGUGAUGGUGCGAGUCCUAACCCCCGAAGCGCUCGCUCAUGCCGCGCCCAUCUCCCUCACGCCCACCACGCCCACGGACCUCAGCCGUGGAUGGUCGCCCUCGACUGGCGGCGGCGGACUCGGCUCUCUGCUGAAGGAGGUGCUGGCGGUGCUGAACGAGCCUGGCAGCGACGUGGAGGUGGUCAGUGUCUACGGCGGCUGUGGGAACCCAGACUCUUCCUCCACGCCCAUCACUACGCCCGCGCCCACGCCAGCCGCGCCCGUGCUUGCCCCAGUGCCCGCCCCGCCGUCGCCCUCCACCUGCGUGUGGGUUAGUGUGAAGGACAGCCGCGGCAGCUUCAUGAACCCCGUCAAGCUGCAGGGACUCCUCGCCCUCCACACCCGCCAGCUGGAGGCGGCGACAAACUUGACGGUGGUGGUAGAUGACCCGACAGAGGCCGCCACGCCGCCGCAACCUCACGACCCCCAGGUCCCGCGCGGCGACACUCUGGAGGAAGCUGACAGCUCCGCCACUUCGCUGGCCUCCACCAGCCUUCCUCUGCAGGUCGUGGACACAAACGCCACCGCCCUGGUCACGCCGCGCCUCACCCGCCCUCAUUCCUGCCAAGCUCACGCCCACGCCCUCAACCAGGAAGACUGUACGUCUGCCUCGUGUCUGAACGGCGGCCGCUGCGUCAGGUUUCAGGAAGGUUACAGCAGGUGUGUGUGUCCUGGAGGCACGUCAGGCCUCCAGUGCAAGGUGUUGAGUCGCACCUUCCUGGGCUCUGGGUGGGCGUGGCUGCACCCUUUGCCUCCCUGCCUUCCCGUGACCUUGUCACUCCGCUUCCUCACUCGCUACCCAGACGCCCUUCUGUUAUAUGCUGGUCCCUUGGUGCCCACGCCCCACCACGCCACGCCAGCACCCAUGCUCGCCUUGCAGCUGGUGGGCGGGAAGCCCCAAGUAUUGGUGGAGGGUGAGGGCGGCCCCCUCAAGCUGCAAGUGAACACCUCCCUGCACGACGGCCACUGGCACAGCCUGCAUCUGUCCCUGGACCCUCAGGGUGUGGUGAUGAUGGUGGACCUGUGUGGACAGAAGUGGAAGGACGAAUAUCAGGACGAGGGCCACUGCCUGACCAGGGCGCGGUGGAAAACUCCGAGACGCGGGAGUGCAUGGCUGGGCUCCACGCCCGCUCAGGUGGGCGGCCUGGCACAGACUCCACCCCUGGCAGAGGACCAUGGGUGGCAGGAGGCCCCCACCCACCACCCCCUGACUGGUUGCCUUGCUCACUUUACCAUCAAUACUCAGGUGAGCGUCCCACGCGUUCACCACCGCGGCACAGAUUGCUCAUCCUGUUGACCGGUGGCUGUUCAAUGCUCAAGUUUUUUUUUCAGCAUGUGGCAGAAUCAUUGUUGGUGGUCAGCACUUGUGAUCACAGCUAUGGCAAGCGCUACAGUGAACAAGCACCUAAGUUGUGAUACACACGUUUUCUGUUCAGUCA